UAUAUUUUGUUACUUAGGAAGAGAUAAGAAAAGAAUGGAUGUUCAAAUUAGUGGGCAAAGAAACCUUCUGUGUUGGAGCUGCAAAGACAAAAGCAACCAUAAAUAUAGAUGCUGUCAGUGGUUUUGCUUAUGAAUAUACUCUGGAAAUUAAUGGGAAAAGUCUCAAGAAGUAUAUGGAGAACAGAUCAAAAACCACCAAUACUUGGGUAUUACACUUGAAUGGUGAGGACUUUAGAGUUGUCUUGGAAAAGGACACUAUGGAUGUAUGGUGCAAUGGUAAAAAAAUGGAGACAGCAGGUGAGUUUGUAGAUGACGGGACUGAAACUCACUUCAGUAUCGGGAACCAUCAGUGUUAUAUAAAGGCCGUCAGUAGUGGGAAGCGGAAAGAAGGUAUUAUUCAUACUCUCAUUGUGGAUGACAGAGAAAUCCCAGAGAUUCUUCAAUGACUUCAUGUUAAUGAAUUUUAAUCUUGGGAAGUAAAGAUCAUGACUUUUUAAUUACUGUGGUAAUUAAAUGUGUUCAGUAUGUACUUAUCAGUACAUUUAGUCUGGAAUGUUUUUAUUUUUUAGUUACUUAAAACUGUAACAUUCCAAGGGUCAGGAGAAAAAACAAAUUAUGUACAACCGUAAAAAUUACAAUUUAUUUUGUAAAUAAUUUAAAAUGUUUUCAAACCAAAUGGAAAAUGAGAUAUGGACCCAAAUCACUAAUGUUUUCCAACAGUAAAUUUUACUAUAAUAAACACU
Molecule: messenger RNA, 743 nt
Organism: Propithecus coquereli (Coquerel's sifaka)
Lineage: Eukaryota; Metazoa; Chordata; Mammalia; Primates; Indriidae
Gene: FAIM
Product: Fas apoptotic inhibitory molecule
Exons: 3
Coding region: 39-446 (135 amino acids)
Biological process (GO): positive regulation of neurogenesis; canonical NF-kappaB signal transduction; negative regulation of extrinsic apoptotic signaling pathway via death domain receptors
Source: RefSeq, a predicted model, not a curated record